Hevea brasiliensis (rubber tree) is the source of this 1731-nucleotide messenger RNA. Its product is annotated as probable anion transporter 4, chloroplastic. The transcript has 8 exons. Gene Ontology annotation, biological process: transmembrane transport. The record is from RefSeq and is a predicted model, not a curated record. Gene Ontology annotation, molecular function: phosphate transmembrane transporter activity. NCBI's taxonomy places the organism in Eukaryota, Viridiplantae, Streptophyta, Magnoliopsida, Malpighiales, Euphorbiaceae. Bases 51 to 1631 code for a protein of 526 amino acids. Gene Ontology annotation, cellular component: plastid.
UGGCGGCUGCUUCCUAUCUCCAGUCGGCAAGGGCCAAGGGUGCUCAAAAAAUGAACUCGUCGCUGUUGCUUAAUCGGCCAAACAGUAUUCACUCCUUUUCUGUGUUCCAAAACCACAAAACCCUCAAAUUCAAUAUCUUAAAGCUUCAAUUUCCCUCUGCUUUCGCCGAAUUACCUAAGAACAACUGCUACCGAAUCGUUUCCUUUCCACCAAGUUCUCUGCAAGUUCAACUGCGGCAUGACUCGGUUGAGUUCGGUACAGUUUCGUUCUCGCGAGUUAGGGUUUCUUCGGACGAUGCUCGGUUCGGUUCUUUACAGGAUGAUAGCGUGCCGCAGUCGCCGAGCUUUAUGGAGUUUAUAACGUCGGAGAGGGUCAAAGUGGCUGCUAUGCUGGCUUUGGCACUCGCGCUUUGUAAUGCUGAUCGUGUGGUGAUGUCUGUGGCGAUUGUACCGUUGUCGCUUACUCACGGAUGGAGCCGAUCCUUCUCCGGUAUUGUUCAGUCUUCCUUCCUCUGGGGAUAUCUAAUUUCUCCGAUAGCUGGAGGGACUUUGGUUGAUUAUUAUGGUGGUAAGGUAGUCAUGGGAUGGGGUGUCACGCUUUGGUCAUUAGCUACCUUUCUUACUCCCUUUGCUGCUGAAACUUCUUUAUGGGCUCUAAUGGCCAUGCGAGCUAUGCUUGGUAUAGCGGAAGGUGUGGCUCUUCCUUGCAUGAACAACAUGGUAGCAAGAUGGUUUCCACCGACAGAACGUGCCAGGGCUGUUGGAAUUGCAAUGGCUGGAUUUCAGCUUGGAUGUGCAAUAGGACUGACGCUAUCCCCAAUCCUCAUGUCACAAGGUGGAAUAUUUGGGCCAUUUGUAAUUUUUGGACUAUCUGGAUUCCUUUGGGUUUUGGUUUGGUUUUCUGCAAUAUCAAGUACACCUUAUCAAAGUUCCCAGAUUUCAAGAUGUGAAUUGAAGUAUAUUAUGGGCAAGAAGCAGAAAUCUUUUCCGACAGAGAAUAAUACCAAGGCCAGAGUUAUCCCUCCAUUCAGACGCUUGUUGUCUAAAAUGCCAACAUGGUCCUUAAUUAUUGCAAAUGCCAUGCAUAGCUGGGGAUUUUUUGUUAUUCUUUCCUGGAUGCCUAUAUACUUUAACUCGAUAUUUCAUGUUGACCUCAAACGAGCAGCAUGGUUUAGUGCUGUACCAUGGAGUUUGAUGGCGUUCAUGGGAUUCUUGGGUGGCAUGUGGUCAGACAUGUUAAUAAGGAGUGGUAUGAGUGUCACCUUGACUCGCAAGAUCAUGCAGUCAAUCGGUUUUGUUGGUCCUGGGAUUGCUCUUAUUGGUUUGACUACUGCAAAAAGUCCAUCUAUAGCAUCUGCCUGGCUUACUUUAGGUGUUGCACUGAAAGCUUUUAGUCACUCAGGUUUUCUUGUGAACCUCCAGGAGAUUGCUCCACAAUAUUCUGGUGUUUUACAUGGAAUCUCAAAUACUGCUGGGACUUUAGCAGCCAUUGUGGGAACUAUUGGAGCUGGUUUCUUUGUGGAACUGGUGGGUUCAUUCCGAGGAUUUCUGUUGCUUACAUCACUCUUAUAUUUUCUCUCAGCCCUGUUCUACAUCAUCUUUUCUACUGGAGAGAGAGUGAAUUUUGAUUAAACUGGUCAGUACAGCUUUUGUUCUCUAAUCUUAUUUUCUUGAUAGCUGGAUGUUUUGACAGAAUGCUCUAUCGAUUACUUAUGGUAUUUGUUUUUCAAUA